Perca flavescens (yellow perch) is the source of this 1601-nucleotide messenger RNA. RefSeq names its product DCN1, defective in cullin neddylation 1, domain containing 2b (gene dcun1d2b). Bases 226 to 957 code for a protein of 243 amino acids. The record is from RefSeq and is a predicted model, not a curated record. Lineage: Eukaryota; Metazoa; Chordata; Actinopteri; Perciformes; Percidae. The transcript is spliced from 7 exons. Gene Ontology annotation, molecular function: ubiquitin conjugating enzyme binding; cullin family protein binding; ubiquitin-like protein binding. Gene Ontology annotation, biological process: protein neddylation. Gene Ontology annotation, cellular component: ubiquitin ligase complex.
UGUUGGUAUUUUAAGAUCGGACACUUGCCGCACGUACCUUUCCCUUUUUGGUAACUCGCCUCGCUUGUGGUGCUGCCCCGGGUCUGGAGAGAGCCUGCAGGAUCAAACGUCCCCUUUCCUAGGGAAACUAGGUCACCAAACACUGGCCUGGCUGUCACGGUGAAUUUGCUGUUUGAUCAUCGGCACAAGUUGAAGUCAUCGCAGAAGGACAAGGUUCGGCAGUUCAUGUCCUUCACACAGGCCGGGGAGAGGACAGCCGUAUACUGCCUGACGCAGAAUGACUGGAAACUAGAAGUCGCCACAGACAACUACUUCCAGAAUCCAGACCUCUACUACAAAGAAUCCAUGAAAACCUCAGUGGACCGCAAGAAGCUGGACCAGCUCUACAACAGAUACAAAGACCCCCAGGAUGAGAACAAGAUAGGCAUUGAUGGGAUCCAGCAGUUCUGUGAUGACCUGACGCUGGACCCAGCUAGCAUGAGCAUACUUGUGGUGGCAUGGAAGUUCAGAGCGGCCACCCAGUGCGAGUUCAGCAGGAAAGAGUUCCUGGAUGGCAUGGCUGAGCUAGGCUGUGACAGUCCUGAAAAACUCAAGGCAAUCCUUCCCAGACUAGAGCAGGAGCUAAAAGACACAGGGAAGUUCAAAGACUUCUACCAGUUUACCUUCAAUUUUGCCAAGAACCCCGGCCAGAAAGGUUUAGACCUUGAGAUGGCUGUUGCUUACUGGAAUCUAGUUCUCACAGGUCGCUUCAAGUUUUUGGAUCUCUGGAACUGCUUCCUGCUGGAACAUCACAAACGCUCAAUUCCCAAGGACACCUGGAACCUCCUUCUGGACUUCGGCAAUAUGAUUGCAGACGACAUGUCAAACUACGAUGAGGAAGGGGCAUGGCCUGUCCUCAUAGAUGACUUUGUGGAGUUUGCUCGGCCGAUUGUGACGAGUAAGCGCAACAUGACAUAGUGUUUGUCUCCGAUUCAUGCAGCAAAUGGAGUUUGUGUUUCUCCCAGUUUUCUUUUCUUUUUUUUUUUUGAAUGAGGAUUUUUAUACAAAUGAGCCAAAAAAAGAGAGUACCUCUUAAUAAGCCUGUUUGCAGCUUGUCCUUCAGAUUGUUCUUCCAACUGCAUAAGAUGCCUUGAGGAAAGCAGGAGGAGAAUCAACAGGAGAGAGAUUGUUUUGUUUUUUUGGCAAGGACAGACUUUGGAAUUGCAAUAUUGAAAUGAUGGGUAUCCUAAAACUCGUCACUCAUGGGCAAAUCACCAAUGGAUGGGGCUUUGAACUGCUGCUGCGGACUUGGCUCACUAACCUGCACCCUCGGCACAGUCAGGAGGGACAGUAAGGGUGAACCUUCAGCACACGCAGAGGAUAAAGUUAUAGAUGCAGUAGGAUGUGGCCUCUUACAUUGUCAAUUGUGAAUGGAACAGUAUGUUCCAAUCUGCAUGUUUUUGUCAGCUAGAAGCAGGGCCAUGGAUGUUGAGGAGGGGGGGAAAGUACAUUAUUUUCACUGAGAUUGCGAAUGUGUAGCUCUCUAACAAUCACACUGACAGAGAGAGAGAGAGAGUGUGUGUGAGUGUGUGUGUGUGUGUGUGUGUGUGUGUGUGUGUGUG